UGCCCCUCCGAGGCGCCGUAGCGCGGGAGGGAGGCGGCGGCGCUGUGGUCCAUCGGUCCUCGGGUCCGUGGGUCUGCCCGGCCGCCCGGCCCCGCCCUGCCCCCCGGGGCGGCUCGGCUCCAUGGCCCGCGGCGGCGGCGGGAGGCGGCCCGGGGGCCGCAGGGGCCGCUGACCGGGCGGCGGGAGGCGGCGGGGCCGGGCCAUGGGGGACGGAGCCGUCCGCAGCCGCGGGAGCCGGGAACCCAGCCCGAGCAGGAGCGGCACCCCCUGCUGAGCCCCGAGCGCCGGGUGAGAGGGGUGCGCGCGCGGCCCCCAGCCCAGGGCCCCGACAUUCCAGACCCGGCCCCGCCAGGAGCGCCCCGAGCGCGGCCCCGCGAUCCCCGCCCAGGAGCCGGCCGGCAGCCGGAUGCCCGGGCCCAUCGGGCGGGCCGGCGGCCGCCUGCGGGAUGAGCAGACUGCUGGGGGGGACGCUGGAGCGCGUGUGCAAGGCUGUGCUCCUUCUCUGCCUGCUGCACUUUCUCGUGGCCGUCAUCCUCUACUUUGACGUCUACGCCCAGCACCUGGCCUUCUUCAGCCGCUUCAGUGCUCGGGGCCCUGCCCGUGCCCUCCACCCAGCUGCCAGCAGCAGCACCAACUUCUCUCGGCCCAACGCCACUGCCCCCAGCUCGGGGCUCCCUGAGGCUCCCAGUGCCCGGCCAGGCCCCACGGCUCCCAUCCUGCCUCCCUGUCCUGACUCGCCGCCUGGUCUUGUGGGGCGACUGCUGAUUGAGUUCACCUCACCCAUGCCACUGGAGCGGGUGCAGAGGGAGAACCCAGGCGUGCUUCUGGGCGGCCGCUAUACACCACCUGACUGCACGCCCGCCCAGACAGUGGCAGUCAUCAUCCCCUUUCGACACCGGGAGCACCACCUACGCUACUGGCUCCACUACCUGCACCCCAUCCUGAGGCGACAGCGGCUGCGCUAUGGCGUCUACGUCAUCAACCAGCAUGGUGAGGACACCUUCAAUCGGGCCAAGCUGCUCAACGUGGGCUUCCUAGAGGCGCUGAAGGAGGAUGCCACCUAUGACUGCUUCAUCUUCAGUGACGUGGACCUGGUCCCCAUGGAUGACCGAAACCUGUACCGCUGUGGUGACCAGCCCCGCCACUUUGCCAUUGCCAUGGACAAGUUUGGUUUCCGGCUGCCUUAUGCUGGGUACUUUGGAGGUGUGUCGGGCCUGAGUAAAGCCCAGUUUCUGAGAAUCAAUGGCUUCCCCAACGAGUACUGGGGCUGGGGUGGCGAGGAUGACGACAUCUUCAACCGGAUCUCCCUGACUGGGAUGAAGAUCUCGCGCCCAGACAUCCGCAUAGGCCGCUACCGCAUGAUCAAGCACGACCGGGACAAGCAUAACGAGCCCAACCCGCAGAGGUUUACCAAGAUUCAAAACACGAAGCUGACCAUGAAGCGGGAUGGCAUCGGGUCAGUGCGGUACCAGGUCUUGGAGGUGUCUCGGCAACCGCUCUUCACCAAUAUCACAGUGGACAUUGGGCGGCCCCCAUCAUGGCCCCCUCGGGGCUGAUACUAAUGGACAAAGGCUCCCAGUGCCAAGGAUUGCCUGCCAGAGGACUGACCUAUAUAGCCUGGCUGGUGGUUGCUCUAUGGGGGAUCUCCCAGGACUGAGACUGUGGGCUCUGUUUCCGGAGGGUCUUCAAUAGGCCCCCCCCCGCAGCUGCACCUGGAAGUUUCAGAACCUACUCUGGGGGACUUCCAACCUGGGCAAGCCCCUCAAGUGUGGCCCUCUCUGGGGUCAACCCUUCUUCCUGCCCCUUCCUCCCCAGCCCAGCCCUCCCUCGCCGUCAGGGUCGGGCCAGCCCCUGCACUGCCUCACCGAGUGGCCUGGGCUAGGUCACUCCACCUCUCUGUGCCUCAGUUUCUCCCCCCUUGAGUCCCCCUAGGGCCUGGAAGAGUGGGAGGUAUGACUAGGGGGCAGUGUCGCUUCCAGGGGGAAUUCUCAGACCUGAGGAUCCCCCGUACUCCCAGGGGAGGGGAAACCUUUUUCAUUCAACAUUGUAGGGGCAAACUCUGGUGCGCCCCCUGCUGAGGAGCAGCCCCAGGAGGGGACCAGAGGGGGUGCUGUGUCGCUGCCCGGGAUCUUGGGGUUGGGCUUUGCAUGCGGGGCAGGCGGGGCUUAGAUCGGUCAGUCAGGUUCUUGCCUCCCUGUCUCGGAGAGAAGGCAGUAGCCCCAGGGCCGGCUCGUUGUUUGUACAUUGCACAGAAACUUGUGUGGGUGCUUUAGUAAAAAACGUGAAUGGAGC
This is a messenger RNA of Neofelis nebulosa (Clouded leopard), 2292 nucleotides long. RefSeq names its product beta-1,4-galactosyltransferase 2 (gene B4GALT2). Gene Ontology annotation, biological process: carbohydrate metabolic process. Bases 447 to 1556 code for a protein of 369 amino acids. The transcript is spliced from 7 exons. The record is from RefSeq and is a predicted model, not a curated record. Gene Ontology annotation, molecular function: glycosyltransferase activity. NCBI's taxonomy places the organism in Eukaryota, Metazoa, Chordata, Mammalia, Carnivora, Felidae.